This is a messenger RNA of Cyprinus carpio (common carp), 1170 nucleotides long. RefSeq names its product gastrula zinc finger protein XlCGF49.1-like. The coding region runs from base 243 to 989 and encodes 248 amino acids. The record is from RefSeq and is a predicted model, not a curated record. Gene Ontology annotation, biological process: regulation of transcription by RNA polymerase II. Gene Ontology annotation, molecular function: DNA-binding transcription factor activity, RNA polymerase II-specific; RNA polymerase II cis-regulatory region sequence-specific DNA binding. Lineage: Eukaryota; Metazoa; Chordata; Actinopteri; Cypriniformes; Cyprinidae. The transcript has 4 exons.
UUCUUUGUUUGUCCUUUAAAUUGCGUAAAUAAAUAAAACCCGUUUAAAUUUAUUGAGAACUGUGAAAUUAGUUAAUUACCACAGAAUGUAACACUAUAAUGCUUUAUCUAGUAACAUUACUGAACACUGUUUUACGAGUAAAGCGCAUCCACACAUGAGUGACAGAAAAGGACAAAGUGUCCAAACACACAGAAAAACUCCUGCUGAAUCAACUGAGAUCCAUGUGACACACUAUUAAAAAGAUGGAGUUUAUUAAAGAGGAGAAAGAAGAUGUUAAGAUUGAAGAAACAUUCAGAGUCAAACAAGAAGAUACUGAGAUACAGACAGACCUGAAAGAGGAAACUGAAGAACUGAAUGAAAUGCAAGAUAGAGAUCAGUAUAAGAAACAUGAUUUCAUAACUGGGCAAAAAUCAUUUAGUUGCUCACAGACUGCAAAGAAUUUCUCACAAAAUAUAACUCAAACAACUGAAACUAGAAGUCAUUUCACCUGCCAACCAUGUGGAAAGAGUUUCAGUAAACAAGGAAAUCUUAAAGUCCACGUGAGAAUUCACACCGGAGAGAAACCUUGCACCUGCCAACAGUGUGGAAAGGGUUUCCCUGACAAAGCAAACCUUAAAAAACAUAUGAGAGUUCACACUGGAGAGAAGCCUUUCACCUGCAAACUGUGUGGAAAUACUUUCACUGAAAAAGGAAACCUUAAACAACAUAUGAGAGUUCACACAGGAGAGAAGCCUUACACUUGCACACUGUGUGGAAAUAGUUUCCCUCAGAAAGGAAACCUUAAAAAACACAUGAGACUUCACACCGGAGAGAAGCCUUACACCUGCAAACUGUGUGGAAAUAGUUUUACUGAAAAUGUAACUCUUAAAAGGCACAUGAGAAUUCAUACUGGAGAGAAGCCUUACACAUGCCCCCAGUGUGGAAAUAGUUUCACUCAACAAUCAAACUUUAACAGGCACAUGAGAAUUCAUACCAGAGAGAAGCAUUAAUAGUAGGGAUGGGUAUCGUUUACAUUUUAUCGAUAACGAUACCGAUACUGCUUAUCGAUACUGUUAUCGAUACUAUUUGGUGCAAAAAAUAGUUGGAAAAGAUGAAAGUUGUUGAAAAUUAGAAAAAGUUAUUUUAUUACUGCUGAACUUUAGCAACUGUAUUAAAGUUCUUCAUUCAAGA